Habropoda laboriosa is the source of this 2448-nucleotide messenger RNA. Its product is annotated as P protein-like. Lineage: Eukaryota; Metazoa; Arthropoda; Insecta; Hymenoptera; Apidae. The transcript has 17 exons. Gene Ontology annotation, cellular component: membrane. Gene Ontology annotation, biological process: transmembrane transport. The record is from RefSeq and is a predicted model, not a curated record. Bases 1 to 2448 code for a protein of 815 amino acids.
AUGUCUCAAAACGAUUCAAGCGACGACGACGAGAUUGGAUUGCAGACACCGUUAUUCCUCAGAAAAGGCUCUCGAUGUAGUCGCGGAACACCAGGAACUCCGUCAUCUAUCACUAGUUCAGUAAUAUUCGGCCAAAUCCCAGAAGAUGUACUUCGUGUUUGGAGUCAACUACCAGAAGCAAUACGUUUGGAUCCUAGCUUGGCAGUUUUUCAAAGAGAAUACGAUCGGGUUCUUCAAACCACAGAAGGAAAAUCUUCAGAUGGGUUGAAGAAAGAUUGCCUGGUGGUAAACAUGUCCCUUGAGCCACAAUCCUUAUUACAACAAAAAACGCAAAAUAAGAAAAUCGACGAGGAUGGACAUCCCGAUGUGUCACCAGAAUCUCAUGAAACGAAACAAAAACCACUUUAUCGUUAUACCAAACUUGUCAUAUUGUGUUGCUGUUGGCUAAUAUUCACGCUGAUACUAAUGAUUAAGAGCGAGAAGAUCGAAUCAAUGCAUCAAAUCUCAAUACCCACGGGACAAGUAAAAAAUUAUAAAAUGCACGGUAGCAUUACUGGCAAACAAAUUAGUGUUAUAUUAGAAGGUUCAUUACUUCCAUCAGUAAAAUAUACAAAAUAUACAAACACAACUGAUAGAUAUUUAUUGGUAUGGUUAGAACUAUUAGUCAACCAAGCAAAUAACACUAAUCCACUUUCGUUUAGGUCUGAACAAGUUCAGAAUAUAAGUGAUUUAUGGAUUUUGCCAAUACUUCCGGAAAAUCUGAUGGACAUUUUUCCUGGACAGAGGCAUCAGAAAACUUUUGAAUUAGGAUAUACCGAUAAAGAAAUUCUAGAACAAAGCAUGGCAUCGAUAAACUUAAAAACAAACUUAGAAUCCAGUUUUGCUGUCUCCAUUAGUUACGAUUUGUCGUCAAUAGACAAAGAUGACGGUAUAGCGUAUGCUGCAAUUGUUUUGUUUGGGUUGUAUGUAUUGAUAAUAUUCGAGGUUGUACAUAGAACUUUAGCCGCCAUGCUAGCGUCGACCAUGUCUAUUGCAAUACUAGCGGCCUUAAAUGAGAGACCAACUAUGGAUGAAUUGAUAUCUUGGAUAGACGUCGAUACGUUGUUAUUAUUGUUCUCCAUGAUGAUACUUGUCGCCGUAGUCGCAGAAACAGGCAUAUUUGACUGGUUAGCGGUCUAUGCUUACAAGAUAACCGGAGGAAAGCUAUGGCCACUCGUAGGUACAUUAUGUUUCUUCACAGCGUUCGUUUCAUCGAUCUUAGAUAAUGUUACAACGGUACUGUUAAUGACACCGGUAACCAUCCGAUUAUGCGAAGUAAUGGAAAUAAAUCCGGUGCCGAUAUUAACAGCAAUGGUGGUUUAUUCUAAUAUUGGGGGUGCUAUGACGCCAAUAGGUGAUCCGCCUAAUGUAAUUAUUGCGUCGAAUCGCGAUGUUAUUAAUAAUGGUAUCGAUUUUAGUACAUUCACACUGCACAUGAGUAUUGGCGUUAUACUAGUGAUAUUUGUAGUAUAUGCUCAACUACGAUUUAUCUUCCGAGAUAUAGCCGUUCUUAGAUUCGACGAGCCGCAAGAUGUACAGGAAUUAAGACAUGAAAUUGCCAUUUGGCAAAGGGCCGCAGCAAGUUUGUCGAGUUACAGUAAAGACGAAAAUUUAGUGAGAGAAACUUUGAUGAAAAAGGUUCAACGAUUACUCUCCCAGUUGAAAAAGAAGUUAAUAACAGGUAGCGUAGCACUUGAGAGGUACAAAACUACGCUUGAGGAACUUCAGGAAAAGUACCCAAUUCGUGAUAAAUGGCUUCUAGUGAAGUCUGGGUUCACGUUGAGCUUGGUGAUCACAUUAUUCUUUUUGCAUAGCGUCCCAAACAUACACUUAUCAUUAGGUUGGACCGCUUUGAUCGGUGUUCUUUUAAUAUUAAUUUUAGCAGACAGUGAAGAUUUAGAUGGUCUUAUGGCGCGUGUGGAGUGGAGCACUUUAUUAUUCUUCGCGUCGUUAUUCAUUCUUAUGGAGGCUCUUUCACGUCUAGGUUUAAUCGCUUGGAUAGGAAAGCAAACGGAAAGAAUAAUCCUGUCUGUGAACGAAGAAUCACGAUUGGCAGUGGCUAUACUAUUGCUCCUAUGGGUGUCUGCGAUUGCAAGCGCAUUCGUCGAUAAUGUGCCUCUUUCAACGAUGAUGAUAAGAAUUGUUACAAAUUUGGCGAAAAAUGGCGAAUUAAAAUUGCCUCUGCAACCUUUGGUAUGGGCUUUCGCUUUUGGCGCUUGUAUGGGAGGAAACGGAACUUUGAUUGGAGCUACUGCUAACGUAGUUUGCGUAGGAGUUGCUGAACAACAUGGCUACAGGUUCUCUUUUAUGCAAUUUUUCAAGGUGGGCUUUCCAAUUAUGUUGACAAGUGCUAUGACAAUAACCAUGUACUUAAUGAUCGCCCACGUAAUUUUCGAUUGGAACGGAUAA